Messenger RNA from Trypanosoma brucei brucei TREU927, 1155 nucleotides. RefSeq names its product protein kinase, putative. Gene Ontology annotation, molecular function: protein serine/threonine kinase activity; ATP binding; metal ion binding. Gene Ontology annotation, biological process: peptidyl-serine phosphorylation; intracellular signal transduction. NCBI's taxonomy places the organism in Eukaryota, Euglenozoa, Kinetoplastea, Trypanosomatida, Trypanosomatidae. The transcript has a single exon. Bases 1 to 1155 code for a protein of 384 amino acids. The record is from RefSeq and is a predicted model, not a curated record.
AUGUCAGCGUCCCGGAUGGUGCCGGCCGAUUUUGAGCUCGGAUCAGCUCUUGGUGCGGGAUCCUUCAGUAAGGUGGUGACAGCCAGCCACGUACCAACCGGACGGCGCUAUGCGAUCAAGGUGGUUUCAAAGCAACAGAUCUGUACCGCUCCCUCCGAUGAAGAAAAGAGGCGUAUGGCAGAAGUGGCCAUAAGAGAGGCCCGCAUGCUUCGUAUGUGCAGCCACCCCAACAUUGUCCGGUUCCACGCCUCAAUGCAAGGUCCGCAGGACCUUAUGUACGUAACGGAACUUUGUGACGGGGGGGAGCUACUCGAAGCUAUCAAAGCGUGGGGAACAAUACCCCUUGAGGCUGCACGCCACGUCCUCGCCGAGCUUUUUUCGGCUAUAUGGUAUUUGCAUCAUGCACCGAAACACACACAGCCCGGAGUUCCUGAUGCCCCCCUUGAGUCAAUAACAAUAUUACAUAGAGAUAUAAAACCCGAAAAUAUUAUGCUGAUGAGCGAUAGGCACGUCAGGCUCAUUGACUUCGGUACGGCGGUGGUGUGUCGGUCGGUUGACGAACGGCCGGAAGGUGAACACAGUAGCAAAGGAAGGGCGAAGACAUUUUGUGGUACAGCACCUUACAUGUCACCUGAAUUGUUACGGAACAACUACACUUGCACUGCUUCUGAUUACUGGGCCUGUGGUUGCGUGUUAUACCACAUGCUGGUGGGCAAGCGUCCUUUUGAUGGAUCAACGGAGUACUUUCUUAUACAGAGUAUCCUCGAAAAGGAACCCGAGUAUCCCGAGGACUUAGACGACGACGCGAAGGAUUUGAUACACAGGUUGCUGUCAAAAUCACCGGAUGAACGACCCGGUCGUGAAGAGGUGCAAAAUCAUCCAUUUUUUGUGAGUAUUGAUUUUGAUGGUCUCGCAACGAAGGAAGUGGCCCCUUUUUGGGUGAGGAACGUUGAGUGGGAGCCCAAUUCCCUAUUUAGCACCUGCGUAGUCUGUAGAAGGGCGUUCUUCCUCUGGAGGCGUCGCCGCCACUGUCAUAAUUGUGGGAAGUUGGUUUGUAGUUCCUGCUCCGCGAAUCAUAUUACCAUACCUGGUUGUUCCAGCGCCUCCCCUGAGAGGGUUUGUGAUUCUUGCUUUGGCAAGAUUAGGGGGGAUUGA